This is a messenger RNA of Xenopus laevis (African clawed frog), 2507 nucleotides long. RefSeq lists its product as uncharacterized. The record is from RefSeq and is a predicted model, not a curated record. The transcript is spliced from 5 exons. NCBI's taxonomy places the organism in Eukaryota, Metazoa, Chordata, Amphibia, Anura, Pipidae. The coding region runs from base 296 to 2329 and encodes 677 amino acids.
GUCUGGCAUCUCACUUCUCCUGCGUGUGUAAAUUCUAGAGUGACUUGUCCUGGCUGCAUCUGGGAGAGCAAGGGGGGGUUAAGAACACUAGCAGCAGAAGAACCAAGUGCUACACACCUGCACAGAUCAAAUUACAGACUUGUUCACUGCUGCACCGAAGGAUUUGAAUUUCCCGCCCACACUGGCAAAGAAUUGUCUGUUAUGCCGGGCUAUGGACUUGCUAAAGGACAAGUUGGUGGCUCAGUGACCCCCCCAUCUGUCUCAGCACAGGGAGAUUAGUGAUGAAUCAUAUGAAAUGGCACAACUAACAGGACUUGUGAACAGUUCUAUCUGGAUACCACUAAAUAUAAUGGAAGGCAACCCAGAAUCAAUAAACAUCAAGUGGCGAGGCCGAGGAAAACCCAAUUUUCAACUUAUAGGAACAUGCAAAGACAAUCAGUGUAAUGGACGAAACUCAAGGUUUAAGGAUCGCAUCAGGAUUAUAAAUAACUGUAUAGAGCUGAGCAGCCUUGGAACAGAAGACUGGGGAAUUCUGAAAAUAUCGUGCACUUUUGCGGAAAUUACGGAAAAAUAUGAAUUAGAAUUUAAUCUCACAGUGCUUGAGCCUCUUCCUCCCCUUCACGUUGCGUGUACCUGGCACUGGAUUAACUCUGAAUGGUGUAAUUUCACUUUGCAAGCUCCUAAUGCAACAGCCAAAACAAUGACAUGGAGCUGGAAGAAAUGGAAUGACACAAUUGGAUAUGUGCCUUUCCAAAAUGGAAGCAGUGUCCAGUUCUCACUGCACAGAGAAAGUUGGGGGGAAAGGUUUCUUCUGGAGGCUCAAAACCCGAUUUUAAAAAUUCUCUCUUUUACUAUUGAAGAUACAUGUCAACUGAAGGAACAUGGUAACAUUAAUAGAUAUGUGAAGAUCUCUUUAUUGGGCAUCCCAAUACUGUUUGUGGUUUUACUUCUGCUGGUUGUCCUGAGAAAAAAAAAAAAGAAAGCACGGAAGUAUCUCCAGAUGAUCCCGUUUUGUGGCCGGUGUGAGAUGGAGACACCGGAGGCCUUGGAGGAUCUGAAUGGAACCUGCUCACAAUUUGAGAAUGCCCCUCUGCCUGCCGUUAUUUCACCCGAGGGUGAUACCACAUGCACCGCGGCUGUGGUGAUAUUAUUGUUACCGCCAGAUUUGGCAGCAGAACUCAGCACCACCGAUGCUCUGGUGUCGCCGGAUAAUGCUAUUACCCUAGUGGAGACAGGGAAUGACCCACUAAUGCACCUGAGAGAGGAUCAUAUGAUGGCGGCUGUGGCAGUUCCCUUGGAAGGAGAUGUCGGGGCCCAAAGAGCCAUAGUGGCCCCUGUGUGUCAGAUCCUCCCUUCACUGAGACAAGGGGAGUCGAUGGCGAGAGUGCUGCAGGUGUUAGGGGCAAAUGCUGAUGUGACCCCCAGUGCCGAUUCAACCCUGGUAACCUUGGAUGAGGAAAGUCUGCAGCCCAGUUUAAUGUUGGAAGAAGCCGAAAAUCCCGAAGCCUGUGAGGAGCUUCAGGCACCCAGUGAGACUAACGCCUUGGAAGGGCAAGAUAUCCCCGUGGGGGUAAGUAGCCCCAUUUGUGCCUCAGAGGAGGAAAUAAUGGCAGUGGACCAGGAAGCUGCCAAAGUGGUGGCCCUCAUGCAUCCUGUAAGUGACUUUAGCUCACCCGGACACUUGACGGUGACCAUUUACACUGCCCUUGCUGAACUACCCCCAGCUCCAGUCAUAGACUAUGGGAUAGACUGGGGUAGGUUUUCCUUUGGCGGACCCGGGCCCAUAUUGCCGGUGGCUCCAACUUUCAGAAACCAACCACUUCCUGAGAGCCAAAUAGAGAAGGAAUUGACUUCCCUCCUUGAGGAUGAUGAGGAUUUGGAGUCUGUGUCAGAGAACGCCGAUCAAAUUCGGUAUAAGUGCCAGAGGACUAUGGUUAGUGAACCAGUAAAGUCUUCAAACCCCAAAGUGAUGGUGCAUUUAACCCCUAGUGAGCCGGGGGAGAGCACUCAUGUGUCUGAGCUGUACCACCUCAAAUGGGGAAAGAUAUCCCUGGCAGGUGAGAAGGACUUGGUGGCUAAAAUCCCCAAACCCAAAGAAGAUUCCAUCUUAGAGACUGCACCAGAAUGGGAGGAGUAUGAGGAAGAGACCCUAGAGCCGGAAGUAGGACCUGCUCCUAAAGUGGUCAUGCCUCACAGCUUUACUGCACCUCCCAAAAUAGGCCCAGAGGAGGAAAAUGAUUUCUGGGUCUGCCUGGACGAGCAGACCCCAACAUUUUCAGGUCCAUUUCCCGAGUGCAACGGGGGAGCCCUCGGUAGUGAAAAGGCUUAGACCAAUGUUCUACAGUAUAGAGAUAGAUUCUCCUGUAGUACUCAUAAAAGGUUUCUAGCAUGAUGUGCCUUAACUGCUUGAUUCUCAAAGGUUGCGUGUAUGAUGUGCCUUAAAGGAGAAUUCAACCCUUUAGUAAAAAAACCCUUACUCCGCACGUAGACCCCCCUCCUUCCUCUCC